UUUGUAUAUAUGUAUGUAUCUCCAUGCGGGCAAGCUGGUAUACCUGAGUAGCAAAUAACGCAAAAGCUGACAAGGGAGAGAGACUACCUGUUGACGGCAAAAAGGCAUUGGCAAUGUUUGGCUUUAGAUAGAGUAUAAAUACGUGUUUAGCAUACAUCGUCCAUAUGUAAAUACAUUAGAGUCACCCACCCCCCAAAAAAAAAAACACACACACACGCGCAGGGACAACCUAUCCCACUCCGAUCCCUCUAGAACUCUUGGGCCACCUCGUGUGCAAAACGACAAGUGCUAAUUUACUUAUCACAAUUUUGAUUUGAUUAAAUUUUAUCUAAUUGCGGCGCACAUGGAAAGAGUACACAUACUUUCAAUUCCAAUUUCAAUUCCGCUCACCUUUUCCCGCUAUUUGGCAAAAUAAAAAAAUAACAACAAAUCCAUAAACGCAAAGCACAAAAAUUUUCCCCUCAGGUGCGAUAAGCAAGCAAAUGGAAGAACGUUCAAGAAAAUGCCAACCAAGUUUUAGUCUCUUGGGGAACCGCUUGACGAUCACAACAUAGUGAGAGAGAUAUAUAAGAAAUCGAACCGAAGAACAAUCGUCAAAAGAAAAACGUCCGACACGCGCCCUUCCCGGUUUAGCAACGUUUGACUUUCGAUUGGGGUGAAGCCCCCUUCCCUAACCGCUUGUCCGCCCCCCUCUCAUUCGUGCUGAUCGCCUGUCACUCAAAGCGUUCAAUUGAAUAUAAAACAAAACACAAAAAUAACUAACAAUAAGAGCAACGAAACCAAAUAACAACAAAACCAAAUAACAACAAAAAAAAAGGCACAGCGCGAAUUUUUGAUGUUUGUUUUUAUUUUCGAACGACGCCAAAAUGAAAAACCAAAACAGCCAGCAAUAACCAUAAUAAUAAUCGAGUUCUGUUUGCCUCGUUGUUCAGUUCCAUUUAGGCAGCGAUCGUUGUCGUGGCGUUUGUUGAAUUGCACCGCAGCGCCAGCGAAGCUUCGUAAUUAGUGAUAAAGCGCCCCUCACCAACAGAGGCGAGUGUUUAACUGAAAAACCAAAGAAACUCUAUAAGUAAAAGAGUUAAAAAUAUAUACACACACAACACAAACACACACCACACACACAACACACACCAGCAAAAUGAUAAAAACUAAAACCAGCGACGACAAACUUGACACGCUUCUCUCACGGAGUGUUGUGCCGAUUAUUGAUCUCGCACACUGUGGCAUAGAGGAGAUUCCAGUCAAGUCGGUGGUAAAUCGUGUCGGCCAUCAGCUGCACCGAGUGUUGGCUGAAAAGGGCAUGGCCCUGCUGGUCAAUCAUGGCAUAUCAGAUGAGAAGCUUAAGACUGCCUGGGAUCAUUUGGAUGAUUUUGUUGAUCUGCCACCGAAUGUAAAACAGCAUUAUAUACGUUCCGAGGGCAAUCAUCAUGGCUAUAAGAGUCGUGAGCUUAAUGGCAAUUUCAAGGGGAAAACACCAGAGCUACGUCACGCUUUUAAUAUUAGCACACUAAAUGCUCAGAAUCUGCCCGAGGAGCCGUUGCCCGGCUUUGCGGAUCACAUUAGCACACUGGCCAAUGAUUUUAAGGCAUUGGCCUGCUUUAUACUCCAGGCUCUGGCCGUCUCGCUGGACAUUUCGCCCACAUUCUUUCUGGAGAAGCAUUCACAUAUGCUGUCCGACGAUCAGGAAAAUAUGUCCACCCUGCGUAUGCUCUACUAUCCACCGGUAGUCGAUGAUGAACCCGGCCAGAAUAAUGUGAUCGAACGCCGGUGUCAGUACAGUUAUCAGCGUUGCCUGUCCAAUCAGCCAGACUUUCGGCCCGAGCAUGAUCCCCGCGAAGAAGAUGAGCUCAACGAGCUUGAUGGCACCAAUGGCCAGUUGUUUGAGCAUAAAAUUGGCAAUGGAGCUGUCAUUCGUUGUGGUGCCCAUGUGGAUUACGGCACUUUCACACUACUCGCCCAGGACUCUGAGGGCGGAUUAGAAAUGAAGCUGCCAGGCAGCGAGAAAUGGCAUCGUGUUGGCCAUCUGCCAGGAGCCAUACUACUCAAUUGUGGCGAAAUUUUGUCCAUUUGGACACAAGGACGCUAUCCCGCAUUGCAACAUCGGGUUGUGAUACCUGAACAGGAACACAUACGAGCCCGUGGUAGGCAUUCUAUUGCCUAUUUUUGUCAUCCGGACAAUAUAACCUCGAUAUCACCCAACGAUCUGCCCAAUCCAGAUGCCGUCAAGGAUACGGCUUGUUUAAAACAACGCAAGAAGUCCUUUAAAGCGGCGAAAGAAAGAGUCUACAAUGCAUGUCAGUUAAUAAGUAAAAAGUUUAGAGAUACGUAUAGCAACAAUAAUCACUCACAAUGACGCAAGGCCCCCGCCCCCGUCGCCGUCACCGCCACCACCGCCCCCGCCUUUGACGCACCUGGAGUCGUCGCCUCUGUGUAAUUACCCGCCCCAACCUCAACCUCAAGCAAUGACCAUCAUUAUUUUUUAAAAUUUAAGUUAAGGACGGUCAGCUCCGCAUCUCUAACCUGAGGAGAAAUCAUAUUCUUCCUUCGAAAAUGAAAGGCGGCGAGAGCAUUUUCAAUGUUUUCAACUUUUCAUUUUUAUUUUUAAUUAUUUUUUUAUUUUAUACGAUUGUAAUUGCUUCAUUUCUUUUUAAUUUUAAUGUGUAUUUCGAUUAUAUACAAUACAUGCAAAGUACACAUACACAAACACAUA
Messenger RNA from Drosophila willistoni, 2710 nucleotides. Its product is annotated as UPF0676 protein C1494.01. NCBI's taxonomy places the organism in Eukaryota, Metazoa, Arthropoda, Insecta, Diptera, Drosophilidae. The record is from RefSeq and is a predicted model, not a curated record. Gene Ontology annotation, molecular function: dioxygenase activity. Bases 1139 to 2353 code for a protein of 404 amino acids. The transcript has 5 exons.